Manihot esculenta (cassava) is the source of this 944-nucleotide messenger RNA. RefSeq names its product 60S ribosomal protein L18-2. Gene Ontology annotation, molecular function: RNA binding; structural constituent of ribosome. Gene Ontology annotation, cellular component: cytosolic large ribosomal subunit; ribosome. The coding region runs from base 144 to 707 and encodes 187 amino acids. Gene Ontology annotation, biological process: translation. The record is from RefSeq and is a predicted model, not a curated record. NCBI's taxonomy places the organism in Eukaryota, Viridiplantae, Streptophyta, Magnoliopsida, Malpighiales, Euphorbiaceae. The transcript has 5 exons.
AGACUUGAAAACAGAGAGAAGUGUCCGAUCCCAAGUCUCCCCUACUAAGUCCUAAAAGUAAAACCCUAGUUUCCUUUCUCCCUUUAAAGGACAUUGGCCUUGCAGCAGUCGCCCGCCGAGAAGCAGGAGCAAGAGCAACAAGAAUGGGUAUCGAUUUGAAGGCCGGAGGCAAGAGGAAAAAAACCAAGCGCACUGCCCCCAAGUCCGAUGAUAUCUACCUCAAGCUUCUCGUCAAGUUGUACCGAUUUCUGGUGAGAAGGACCGGGAGUAAAUUCAAUGCAGUGAUUCUGAAGCGGCUCUUCAUGAGCAAGAUUAACAAGCCUCCUCUUUCGCUCUCUCGUUUGAUUCGUUUCAUGAAGGGCAAGGAGGAUAAGAUUGCUGUGGUUGUUGGUACUGUAACUGAUGAUAUCCGGGUGUAUGAAGUCCCUUCUCUGAAGGUUACUGCGCUCAGGUUCACAGAGACUGCAAGGGCAAGGAUUGAGAAGGCAGGUGGGGAGUGCUUGACUUUUGACCAGCUUGCUCUUAGAGCUCCACUUGGUCAGAAUACGGUUCUCCUCCGGGGUCCUAAGAACGCUCGUGAAGCUGUGAAGCACUUUGGACCAGCACCUGGUGUACCACACAGCCAUACCAAACCUUACGUCCGAGCAAAGGGAAGGAAAUUUGAGAGGGCUAGAGGAAGGAGGAACAGCAGGGGAUUUAGGGUUUGAGUGCUUAAAUAUGGGCAAAAAAUAUGGAUCAGCCAUCCAAAUCCGAGCAGAUGCAUCCAUAUUAUCCAACAUUCAAUUUGGGUUUGUCUUAUUUCAAUUUUUCUCAUACUCUAGAACGAAACAUUUGCAUUGUCUUGGCAGGCUAAUGUUAUGCAGUUUAUUCUGUAUUUUGAUCUGAAGAAUGGACUUUGCUUUGUCGACUUUUGAAUGUCAAGUGAUGGUAUGUUAUAGUUGCAA